This is a messenger RNA of Musa acuminata subsp. malaccensis (wild Malaysian banana), 1681 nucleotides long. RefSeq lists its product as uncharacterized. Gene Ontology annotation, molecular function: double-stranded RNA binding. Lineage: Eukaryota; Viridiplantae; Streptophyta; Magnoliopsida; Zingiberales; Musaceae. The record is from RefSeq and is a predicted model, not a curated record.
AAACGUGGUCCGUUGAGUGAAACGUGGCUUGCUUCAACGUCCUGAGCUCGUCACACGUGGCGCUGAAGAUGGCCACUCUUAAGACUAUGCCGUGGGUACGGGGUACGUUGGGGAUCAGGCGUGGCCCUAAGUGGUCGCUCCCGGUGGGGCCGCAGCUGGCCAACUGCCCUUGAUGCUCCUUGAUGGUCUCUCGUCGUGGGACGAGUGGGACUCAAGUAGUUUGGGGAUGGUCCGUUGCAACCGGUUUGGUUUACCGGACCCAAAGGUGCAGCUGGUGGAGGGAAGAGAGGAAAAUAAUAUCCGUAUGUUCUCUCUCUCGCUCUCGCUCUCGCUCUCUCGAGCUGCGACUUGAGAGUAUGCCAUUCGAGGCGAUCGCCUCCGCCUUCUUGGCCGCCGCUCCAUCCCUCACCUUCCGCCGCUCCGUCGCGGGCCUUCCCCUGCCCUCGCAGCCCCCCUCGUCGUUCCUCCCGCGGUAUCUCCCCGUCCGUGCCCUCAUGAAGCGGAACCCCAAGCGCUUGAAGUACUCCGCUCCUCGCUUCUUCAAGAAAUCGGAAGCAAUGGUGUACGUGGAGAUGGACCCCUUGGGGUCCGAGACUUGGAGGCUGGAGCCCGUCAUCGAGCUUAUCAAGGAAGGGGCCGUCGGUGUGAUUCCUACUGAUACCGUGUAUGCCAUUGUUUGUGAUUUGAGAAGCUAUUCAUCCAUCGAACGCCUCCGAAGAAUCAAAGAUAUAGAAAACAAGAAGCCUCUCAGUAUCUUGUGUCACUCGUUUCAAGACAUAGAUAAGUACACAGUUGGUUUUCCUCGUGGUGAUGGACGUGGACAAACAAACAUAUUCAGAACUGUUAAGCACUGUUUGCCUGGGCCUUAUACUUUUAUUCUUCCUGCAACCAAAGAAUUACCAAAACAGUGCAUAAAAUCUGGACGGACAGCUAGAUAUGAGUCAAGAAAGCACGUCGGUGUUCGCAUGCCAAAUGAUUCUAUCUGUCAGGCCAUAUUGCAAAAUCUUGAUGAACCCCUGGUUUCCACGAGUGUGAAGUGGCCUUCAGAAGAUCAGUGGAUGCUAGAUCCUGUCAUAAUUGCAGAUACUUAUGAGCCAGAGGGACUUGAUUUUGUUGUUGAUGGUGGUAUUAGAGUUGCUGAUCCAUCCACUGUGGUUGAUAUGACAGGAAAAUAUCCAACAAUUAUUCGUCAGGGAAAGGGCCCUAAGCUGGAGUGGAUGAUAGUGGAAGGCGAGGAUUAUGGUGGUGACCCAAGUGAGUUGCCUUUUCCCCAGGUAGCUUGAAGGUAUUACUAUCUCCCCCAAUCUCAUGAUCAUGCUCGUGUUUGAUUGUGAACAUCAAUUUGGAAAUAACCGUCAGUUUACAGAACGCCAAGCGACAGAGAUGUCAGGAAGUGAAAAAGAAGGUGCUGUUAACAUACCUUCAAUAUGAUGUUGUGUAUAUAUAGCUAAUAAGAUAUUGUGUUGCAGUCUUUUAUCUGAAGAUUAACAUGCAGAACAUUUGAUACUUUGUUCUGGUAUUCCCAGUGUUGCGGUAUCAUUAAGGUAACAGAAGAUGGGUUGUCCUAAUCUGAAGCACAUUGUUUCUUAUUGUGGUUGCUGAAAAUUGCUGGUUAUUGUUGACUUUUGUACAAAAUUGCCUCGGUUUUUUUGAAUAAGAUAUUCUGUUCUAUGAAUUUAAA